Messenger RNA from Pteropus alecto (black flying fox), 984 nucleotides. RefSeq names its product olfactory receptor 51V1. Gene Ontology annotation, molecular function: G protein-coupled receptor activity; olfactory receptor activity. The record is from RefSeq and is a predicted model, not a curated record. Gene Ontology annotation, cellular component: membrane. The transcript has 2 exons. NCBI's taxonomy places the organism in Eukaryota, Metazoa, Chordata, Mammalia, Chiroptera, Pteropodidae. Gene Ontology annotation, biological process: G protein-coupled receptor signaling pathway. The coding region runs from base 1 to 984 and encodes 327 amino acids.
AUGUCUGCUAUCUUUAUCUCAAACUUAAAUAGUUCCAGAUUUAUUCUCACUGGUUUUCCUGGCCUAGAAGUUGACUAUCUCUGGCUCUCCAUUCCUUUUUCUUCCAUCUACAUUAUAGUUUUCCUGGGAAACUGCAUGGUGCUGCAUGUAAUCCGGACUGAGUCGAGCCUGCACCAGCCCAUGUUCCACUUCCUGGCCAUGCUGGCCCUCACCGACCUGUGCAUGGGGCUGUCCACGAUGUAUACAGUGCUUGGGAUUCUGUGGGGGUUCAUUCAAGAGAUCAGCCUGGAUGCCUGCAUUGCCCAGUCCUAUUUCAUCCACGGUCUGUCCUUCAUGGAGUCCUCCGUCCUCCUUGCCAUGGCUUUUGACCGCUAUGUUGCCAUCUGCCACCCACUACGCUACUCCUCCAUCUUAACUAAUGACAAAAUCAUGAAAAUCGGGGUGGCAAUCUUAUGCAGGAGUACUUUACUCAUACCUCCAGUCAUCAUUCGCCUAAAGUUCUUAAAUUACUGCCGUCCCCACAUCCUCUCUCACUCUUUCUGCCUGCACCAGGACUUAAUUCGAAUGGCCUGUUCAGACAUCCGCUUCAACAGCAUCUAUGGGCUGGCCCUGGUGAUCAGCAACCUGUUGCUGGAUGCAGUACUCAUACUCAUCUCCUAUGUCAUGAUCUUGCGUGCAGUCUUAGCUAUCGCAUCACAGGAGGAGAGAAUCAAGUCCUUGCAGACCUGUGUAUCUCACAUCUGUGCUGUUUCGAUUUUCUACAUCCCCAUCAUUGGUCUGACCAUGGUGCACCGCUUUGGGAAACAUCUCUCACCAUUGGUUCAUGUCCUCAUGGGCCACAUCUAUAUCCUUUUCCCACCCUUGAUGAAUCCCAUUAUUUAUAGCAUCAAGACCCAGCAAAUACGAAGGAGAGUCCAGAGAUUGUUUUACUUGAAAGAAAUGAAAUUGAUCCCCGGAGCAACAAUUCGAUUACUGGCAGUCUGA